Molecule: messenger RNA, 3942 nt
Organism: Chinchilla lanigera (long-tailed chinchilla)
Lineage: Eukaryota; Metazoa; Chordata; Mammalia; Rodentia; Chinchillidae
Gene: Fkrp
Product: fukutin related protein
Biological process (GO): protein O-linked glycosylation via mannose
Cellular component (GO): Golgi apparatus
Source: RefSeq, a predicted model, not a curated record
AAGGCGGUGCGAGCACGAGGCCGGGCGCGAGCCUCGCCCACCCGGGUCUCCCCCGGUGGCGCGCGUGCGCGCGGGUGUGCGAGCAGGGGCGGGGCGGGGCGCGUUGGGUUGGGGAGGGAAGGGCACCCCACAAGGGCAAAGGAGACCCUAGUCCCGCUAGACGGUAGCCCUCGCAGGAGCGAAAGUUGGAAAGGGACUGUUUUCUGCUCCUCUCUCACUUUCCCACAAAGAGAGAGUCCCACCCCUGCCAGAUCCAAACAUCCCACUGGACAAUCGCUUUCACCCUUUGAGAGAAAGGAAAGCCAUCCUGGGUGGUUUCACCAGUGGUCCCAUCCUCUCAGAUUCCUGGCCAGGUCGGUUGUCAUAGUAACCCCUCCCCAGCCUAAGACACACACCCCCAAUUUUCAUCUCUGCUACCUCUUUGUGGUUUGGAGCCUUCCAAACCUCUUAGGUCUUCAAGAGGAACAGGUUGCUAAGGUAACUGAAGUCCCUGGUGGUCCUUCUGCCCCAUAGUCAGUUACUGUGGCAACCCCCCCCAACACACAUGCACCUUGUACAAGGACAUUGACCUCUAAGAAAAAUAAGUACCUCUUCCUCAACUCCUCCCCCCAAGGCCACCCAGUUGGCAUUACCAUGGUAACCAUCUUCCUCUCUCAUCAUGGGAGGUCUAUGGCCCUAACCCACCAGGUGUUUUUUAUCUAAAGGAGGGGAUGCUGUCCUGCAAGGCAGCUGCUAUGGUUACAGGAUCUGGACCAUAUGGGGGGGAGGAGAGAAACAGGCAAACCCAGUCCCUGGUUACUAUGGUAAAAGGACAUCCUCCCCUCUCCUCUUCAAUGACCCUAGGAACUAAGCUCACCAAGCAGGGUCAGGACAUUUUGGGAUUGUCAGCAGGGGGUGAAAUGUCUAGAAAAGGGGUCAUCAUGGUAACAGUUUCUGCCAGUACUAUCCCUACUUUUCUGAGCACAUUCAGAAAAGAAGGAUGGUUCCAGGUUGCUAUGAAAACUGACAUCCCCACCCCGCCCCACUCCUGAGAUGCUGCAGGUAUGCCCAAGUUUAUGGGACUUCAUAAAGGGUUCCCUGACUUUCUAGAUGCCACUUGCAUGGGUAAGCUCUGUUCUCUUGGGCAGAAUCAGCUGACUUGGGGUUUUCUGGUUCUCCUUCCCUCAGCAGAGCAGCUGAGCCUGACUGGAACCACCCUCUCGGAACUCCCCCAGCCUGCAGCCUAGGAGGAUGCCCUGGACGCCCAGGUAGGGCCUGGCCUCGGCCCCAUGCGACUCACGCGCUGCCAGGCUGCCCUCGCAGCUGCCAUCACCCUCAACCUCCUGGUCCUCUUCUAUUUCUCAUGGCUGCAGCACCAGCCCAGGAACUCCCGGGCCCGCAGCCCCCGCCGGGCAUCCGCCGCCGGUCCCCGUGUCACUGUCCUGGUGCGGGAGUUUGAGGCCUUUGACAACGCGGUGCCCGAGCUGGUGGACUCCUUCCUGCAGCAGGACCCAGCCCAGCCCGUGGUGGUGGUGGCCGACACCCUCCCCUAUCCACCCCUUGCCUUGCCGCGCGUCCCCAACGUUCGCCUGGCACUGCUCCAACCUGCCCUGGACCGGCCCGCCGCCGCCUCGCGCCCGGAGACCUACGUGGCCACCGAGUUCGUGGCCCUAGUGCCGGACGGGGCACGCGCUGAGUCACCAGGCCAGCUGGAGCGCAUGGUAGAGGCGCUGCGGGCUGGAGGUGCACGCCUGGUGGCCGCCCCUGUCGCCACUGCCAACCCUGCCCGGUGCCUAGCGCUGAACGUCAGCCUGCGAGAGUGGACUGCCCACUACGCCCCGGCGCCCGCCGUGCCCCGCUGCGACGCCCUGGACGGCGACGCCGUGGUUCUGCUGCGCACCCGCGACCUCUUCAACCUCUCUGCGCCGCUGGCGCGGCCGCUGGGCAGCAGCCUCUUCCUGCAGACCGCCCUACGCGGCUGGCCCGUGCGCGCACGGCGGGCGGCGCUGCUGCGCGCGCUGGGCAUCCGCCUGGUGAGCUGGGCUGGCGGGAGGCUUGAGUGGUUCGGCUGCAGCAAGGAGAGCGCGCGCUGCUUCGGGACGGUGGUGGGCGACACGCCUUCCUACCUGUACGAGGGGCGCUGGACGCCGCCGUGCUGCCUGCGCGCGCUGCGCGAGACGGCGCGCUACGUGGUGGGCGUGCUGGAGGCCGCGGGCGUGCGCUACUGGCUGGAGGGCGGCUCGCUGCUGGGCGCAGCGCGCCACGGGGACAUCAUCCCCUGGGACUACGACGUGGACUUGGGGAUCUACCUGGAGGACGUGGGCAACUGCGAGCAGCUGCGGGGGGCCGAGGCCGGCUCGGUGGUGGACGAGCGCGGCUUCGUGUGGGAGAAGGCCGUGGAGGGCGACUUCUUCCGUGUGCAGUACAGCGAGACGAACCACCUGCACGUGGACCUGUGGCCCUUCUACCCCCGCAACGGGGUCAUGACCAAGGACACGUGGCUGGACCACCGGCAGGACGUCGAGUUCCCCGAGCACUUCCUGCAGCCUCUGGUGCCUCUGCCCUUUGCUGGCUUUGUGGCGCAGGCCCCCAAUAACUACCGCCGCUUCCUGGAGCUUAAGUUUGGCCCGGGGGUCAUCGAGAACCCAGAGUACCCGAACCCUGCGCUCCUGAGUUUGACAGGCGGCUGAAGCCCCGACGCCCGCAUCUGGGGUCCCCGGGAUCAGGGUAGCGUUCGGGCAUGGGGAGCUUCCUUUAUAGCCUGCGGUCUGUUUGGGUGUGGAGAAGCUUCCUUUGAUGGAGUUUAGGGGCCGUGUGCUGGAAGCGGGAAGCCCCGGAGAGAACCUGGCCCUUCCAGAAGAAUCAGGAUCAGAAGCAAACGCGGAGAUUCUCCAGAGGUCCUGCCCGCUGUGAGCAGCAGAUGUGACCGAGAACAUCCUGCGACACCUCAGUAAUCAACGGAGCUGCAGGCAUUUGGUGGACAGGGCCGGGGAUGCCAGGCCGUCCUUUAGGGCCCGACACAGGCCUGGGCCUCGGAGAAGCGUCCUGUACCCCUGAUCUGGGACAGUUUGGGAAAAAGAGUAGGUUCUGGAUUCUGGCGCUAUCACUUUGGAGCAGUGUGUCUGCCUCAGUUUCCUCCUUGAUUCCGAGGGCCCUGGACUUACCAUCCAGUGCCCAGUAAGGCAAUAAGCACUCCCAUCCCUCGGCUGCAGGGGUUGCUUGCUCCACUAGAGGGCGUGUCUGUCCCGCUCCUGGUGGCCUCCCGUGGCUGCCAGGGUGACAACCCAGCGUCGGGGUUCCAUAGCCCUCGUGACUCUUGAGCUUUUGGUCUUCUCAGACUGUGGAAGGUAGGACAGCAGUGUGACUUCUUCCCUACGGACUGUGUGAGGUCCCUGCUGCUCUUAACCCCACCUUGCGGAGGAGGGGACAGCUCCGAGCACAGUGGGCUGUGGUUAAAACGGGCCUGGAUCCCAGCUCACUCCUUACCAUACCUCAGAACUUGGGCUCUCAGCGCCUGCACCCCACUUGCCAGGAGGCCAACGGUAGUGUGGCACACGGUGGCGGAGCCCAUACCAGGUACCACGUGUCACUCGGUGUAAACAUGGACACACUGACCUGUCUUCACUUCAUCCCUCUGAAGUGACAGCUGCUAGUUGCCCAUUUUGCAGUGAGCACAGCUGAGGCCAGAGUGGUGAUGUCACUUGCCCAAGGCCAGAGAGCUGCAGAAUUAGCGGAUCAGGGACUUGAACCCAGGCCAGCAGGCCCUGGAGCCCACACUUAACUUCUUCCUCCCUCUCCCCACUCUAAAAAUGGCACCCAGAAGCAGUUGGGAGUCCCCAUUUCAUAGGAAAAUAGUAUCGGGGCAUGUAUGCAGUGUGUCUGUAUUUAUAAGUUAUGCGCAAAUACUACUAUCGGUGUAUACGGCUUACAUUAUUCCACGUUACAAUAAAACAUGAGUAGGAA